Molecule: messenger RNA, 3051 nt
Organism: Coregonus sp. 'balchen'
Lineage: Eukaryota; Metazoa; Chordata; Actinopteri; Salmoniformes; Salmonidae
Source: the annotation of a GenBank genome assembly
GCCCACCAGCGAAGAAGAACAUUCUUUCGUCAACCGUCAAGAUGGCUGCUGCGUACAUGUCAGCGAACCGGUCCGAAAAUGCUUUUAGUACAGCUGAUUUGGUACCAGAGUGGGCACAAGAAGAAGUUAGCACUGGGGUGAGGAAAUGUAAUAUAGCACUGUUCACUUUACAUAGGUUUGAAUGCGUUGCCCAAGCUGAACACAGAGACAUUUACAUGCCGCUUCAGCUAGCUAGAUAGCUAACAAUGAGACUGCAGAACUAAGCGCUCGCCAUGUUACAUGUAUCUAUCUAGCUAGUUAGCUAGCUAGAGCAUCUUACUGCUGAUGAUGUUGCUGCUAGCCAGCUAGCCAUUACUGUUUCUUCUUCAUAAUGUCCUUGGGAUUCUUUUCACCAAAAUAAAGCGAAAAUGUUGUGCUGAUUCUUCAUGUCUAAUCGCAGACAACCAUUAUGGCAGUGGAGUUUGAUGGAGGGGUUGUGAUUGGCGCUGACUCCAGAACAACAACAGGGUAAGUUACUUUGGAUCAAGCAGCUGUCUCUUACCGGUUUCCUGACCUAAUAGAAAUAGCUUGCUGAUUAAGUCGGCCUCUAUUCCAUUUUCGUACUAAAAAAGUAUAGCCAGAGCUGCCUAAUACUCCCAAUCGUUAUUUCUUUCCCCAUCUGGUUGUAGUGCUUACAUUGCCAAUCGAGUUACUGACAAGUUGACUCCCAUUCACGACCGCAUCUUCUGCUGCCGCUCUGGGUCUGCAGCUGACACACAGGCCGUUGCUGAUAUAGUCACCUAUCAGCUGGGCUUUCACAGGUAACACACCCUAGGGGGCUAUGGGGGAGGGGGACAAUGAUCAUUCAACAUUGACAUACCUCUACACAAAGAUCAAAAACUCCUCAGCACAGCUCUCUUGAUACCACUCCCAGGAUAAAAUAAGUGCUUUUAGGACUUUCAAAAUAUGGUCUUGAGUGUCUGAUUCAAGUUUUAAUGUCACAUGCACAAGUACAGUGAAAUGCCUUUCUUGAGUGUCUGAUUCUAUAUUUAUUCACCAUGAAAUAUCUCUCCCUCUGGGCCUGCUGCAGUAUUGAGCUGGAUGAGCCUCCACUUGUGCAAACAGCAGCCAACCUCUUCAAGCAGACAUGCUACAGAUACAGAGAGGAGCUGAUGGCUGGCAUCAUUGUGGCUGGCUGGGACAAAAGAAGGGGUGGACAGGUGAGUUCCCAGCAUCUGUAUUUAGAUCAUACACUCAAACCACUUUUCCCCCACUGUCUCUGAGAAAUGUGUAGGGUCAUUCCACCUCAAAAAGCAAAGAAAGGGUUUCAGAACAAUCUGAGAUGGUGGCGGGCAGGGCAUAAAAUUAACACCUGCCAAAUGCCGGUAGAUUUGGGUAUUGGCGGGUAAGAAUGUGUGUUUCACCAGCCACGUUGGCGGGUGGUCAAUUUGCAGGGCUCUACAGUAAGAGCAUUACAUUUGUGAAAAAAAUAGUCAAGUAUGAGCACGUGCGAGUUAUGGUUAGAAAAAUUCUGCAGUAGCUGUUUUCAAAGUGUUUCUGCUGUUUUGUUUCAUAGCUGUUAAUUGCACAAAGAAAUAGGAAUCCUAUAUCCCACCUCGCACAAAAACAUUGCCUGACAGGGGAGCUGUGUGCAAUGAGUGAAGUGCUGAUAGAUUCCUUUUAGAAAUCGCUGUGCACAGGCAUAAGUUGGUCUAAUUUACUCAAAAGUCUACAAAGUAAGACUUUGUCUUCGUGUCUCUUGGCAGUUUAAAUUUAGUUCACAAGCUCAGUUGUUUUUCAAUGUUAGUCAGAUCGCAAAUCUCUCACACAAAGACACACUUGACAGGACUCAAGUGGCCUUGUUUCCUUAAAGGGGCAGCUAAACAUUUUGUCGCUGAUAUUUUGAUUAAAAGACUCAGGUCACAAAAAAUGAAAUGAAAUUGAGCAAUAUACCACAUGACUUCUUACUAAUACAUUUUUUGUUUUAGAAACAUUACAAAGCAUGGUCAUCUGUUUGUGUUUUGUUAUGUAAUUAUGGCAAAAAAAUAUUUUGGCUGGUAAAAAAUCUGAGUGGCUGGUAGAUUUUUUUAAUCCACCUGCCACAGUGGCUGGUGGACCAAAAGGUACAUUUUAGGCCCUGGUGGCGGGUGUCAUUGGCUUGCUGAAAUGACAUGGAACGACUCUACAGUGACCCUUCCCUCCUCUUCCCCAGGUGUACACAGUCCCAAUGGGAGGUAUGAUAGUGAGGCAGCCAGUGUCAGUAGGUGGUUCUGGCAGCUCCUACAUCUAUGGCUUCAUGGAUUCUAACUACAAGCCUGGGAUGACCAAGGAAGAGUGUCUUCACUUCUGUACCCAGGGUGAGUAGGGCCAGAGGUUGACAGUCUAGCACAGUGGUGGGUAAUUCCAAUCCUGGAGAGCCGCAGUGUGUGCAGGCAAUUGUUCGAGCCCUGAACUAAUAAAGCUGAUUGAAAUAUACCUAAUAGCGUUGUUUGAAAUGUAAGACCUUGAUAAGUUGAUUAUUUGAAUCUGUUGGGAAAGAACAUAUGCCUGCACAAGCACAACAGAUCCUGUAGCCCACCUCUGAUCAUGACACUGUCAUUAGGCUGUUUCAAAUCUCUUCAACUGCUGCUUUUCUAAUCUCUCUUCCCACAUUGGUCAUGACUACUGAACUGAAAAGACUUGAUAGUUGGAUAUGUAAUAUGUUGGUUGUUGGGUCACAUCUAGGUGUUGUUAAUGUCCCUCUCUCAAUACAGCCCUGGCGCUGGCCAUGGAGCGGGACGGUUCUAGUGGAGGAGUGGCCCGUCUGGCAGCCAUCACAGAGGAGGGCCUGGAGAGACGGGUUGUUCUGGGAAACCAGCUGCCCAAAUUCUCCAAUGCCUAGACAAGGAGCAGAGGGAAGUUCCUUUGCUGUGCAGACAACACACCCCCUUUCAAGUCCAUCCACAUAAGCGCUAUACCUAGUCCUGUGCAGUCAUAGGACUUUGGAAAGCCAUGUGUUUGUGUCUCACAUUUAUUUUUGUUUUGCAAAUUAAAGAUUUGUCAUGCAAUAAAAAAUACUGAACCUUAGAUACA